AUGACUCCCUGUCGACUACCCCCACCAGUUGAUAUACCCAAUUCUCCAAAUACCGUCGAAGUCUACAUCAUCGACACAACGAGCUUCAUGAGCGGGUUCCCCGCAUCGACCUUUGUGGAACCUCUCGUACCAGGCUUCGACACUAUCAACGUCGGAUCAUACUCCUUCCUCAUCAAGCACCAUGGCUCCAACACAAAAUAUGAUACCAUUGUAUUUGACCUCGGCGUGCGAAAGGAUUGGGAGAAUCUCCCAGAGACGUUUGUCGCUGGUAUCAAGGGGAGUGGGUGCAAGAUUGAGGUGCAAACAGACGUUGCCUCGAUUCUGCAAGAGAACGGACAGAGCCUAGAUGACGUUGGGGCUAUUAUUUGGUCACAUUGGCAUUUUGAUCAUGCUGGUGAUCCACAGACCUUCCCGAGCACAACGGACCUCGUUGUUGGUCCAGGGUUCAAGAGCAAUAUGAUACCUGCUUAUCCCACCGUCAGGGACUCGCAUGUCAAUGAAACAGCUUGGGAGGGUCGUGAGUUAAUAGAGAUCGACUUCAAAAAAGACAAGGGUCUGGAAAUCGGCAAAUUUGACGCGUAUGACUUUUACGGCGAUGGAAGCUUUUAUCUCUUGAGUUCGCCAGGCCAUGCGGUCGGACACAUGUCUGCUCUGGCUCGAACAACUGCCGAUCCCCCUUCCUUCAUGCUUCUGGGCGGCGACAUCGCUCACCACUGUGGCGAGUUCCGACCAU
This is a messenger RNA of Fusarium tjaetaba, 733 nucleotides long. RefSeq names its product n-acyl homoserine lactonase. The record is from RefSeq and is a predicted model, not a curated record. The annotation marks the transcript as partial. The transcript has a single exon. NCBI's taxonomy places the organism in Eukaryota, Fungi, Ascomycota, Sordariomycetes, Hypocreales, Nectriaceae.